AUGCGUCUUCUCAUAUUUUUCUUCGUUGCUUUUAUUUGCAAGCAAGGAAGUGGAACAAUAUACCAAUGUAAUACAAAUACUUCAUGUGGAUGUUCAACUUCAUUGACACUUGUAUCACGUAUUGUUGGUGGUGAAAAUGCAACUCGACAAUCUUGGUCAUGGGCUGUUUCUCUUCGUUCUUACGGAGAACACAUUUGUGGAGGAACCAUUCUUUCACCAUCAUUCAUUAUUACUGCUGCUCAUUGUUUCGAAUACAUAACUGAUUUAAAAAGUAUUACUAUUCUUGCUGGAUCACUAACUAUAAAACCUUCAUCAGAUGAUUCAUCUCAAGUUCGUUCAGUUGUUCAACUUUACAAACAUCCGAAUUAUAACUCUUCUUUGUGGACGAAUGAUGUGGCUCUUCUUCGCUUGUCUAGCCCAUUAAAUAUGACACACGGAAAUAUCAAACCAAUCUGUUUACCAUCUGGUAUUGUUCCACAACCAUCAGACAAUAUUAAUAUGAUUGCUAUAGGUUGGGGUACUACAUCAACAUCAUCAGGUAAAGUUUCUUCAACUCUUCUUCAAGUCACUGUACAACUUAUAGAAAAUACAUACAGUGGAUGUCAAUACCUUAUCUUUGAUAGUAAACUACAAUUUUGUGCUGGAAUAAAAACUGGUGGCAAAGGUAAUACAUUAAUUUUACAUAUAUUGAAUGAUUCGAUAUUUUUGUGUCUAUCUACAGAUACUUGUCAAGGUGAUAGUGGUGGACCAUUAAUGGCAUUUGUUAAUAAUGUUUGGCAACUUUAUGGUAUCACAUCCUAUGGCUAUGAAUGCGCGUUACCUGGGUAUCCAGGAGUCUACACUCGAGUUAGUUACUAUAUACAAUGGAUCAAAUCGAUUAUGCCAUCCCAAGAAAUUAAAACAACUACAACUAGUACAAGUAAAAAACCAACAACAAAAGUAACUAAGACAAGCAAAAUUCCGAUGAGAACUACGACUACCACAAUCAAAAUUCUAACAACAACUAGAACUAGAACAAGCUAA
This is a messenger RNA of Rotaria sp. Silwood1, 1023 nucleotides long. Lineage: Eukaryota; Metazoa; Rotifera; Eurotatoria; Philodinida; Philodinidae. The record is from the annotation of a GenBank genome assembly.